AACCCUAAUCUUUUAACUCAUCUUUCAUAUCAAAGAACAAAACUUUAUUCUUUAACCAACAGGCGCCACUUGAUUCCAUCGUUAUUUUUUUCCAGGGAAAAUUCCAAAGAAAAUUUUAGUUAAUUUCAUUAACCGAACAAUCCCCAAAGUUUCAUUAACAUAAAAAUUAAUCGAAGUCUCCUUAGUUACCCAUAUUUUUGGUAAAAAAAAUCCGAAUUUUAUACCACAUUCAAAUGUAUUUGUAAAAGACCAAACCCCCUAGAACGUUUUUCUCAAAAAAAUUUUGGUUAAUUAUGGCUAGUAGGAAACUGGUUCGUGAUUUUCUCAUUGCAAGACAGCCCCUUUUUCAUCGGCUUACGACUCAACAGGGUUCGAAUGUAAGAUUAAGAUUGCUAUCUGGAAAAGGUUAUUCGAGAAAUCGACAGUUCAGUGUCUUCAAUGAAUUCUCCAAGAAAAUUAAAGGCGAAGCUAACAGAAAUCAGGAUUUUAAGCAAUCAGUUGAGGAGCUAAAAGGGAAAGCGGAAGAGCUGAAAGUUAGAACGAAGCAGACGUCCGAGCAGCUUUACAAACAGGUCGAUGGUGUGUGGACAGGGGCCGAAGCUACAGCUAAAAAGGUUUCUGCCAAUGUGAAAGAGAAGAUUUCAGCUGCCAAAGAGGAGGUUAAGGGAACUUUCGGGAUUGGAAAGGAAGAGUUUUCACAGUCGACCGAUACUUCAGCUCAGCAGGGUGCUGAUGCAAAAGAUGAAGGCACAACAUCAUCCAAAGAACAAAAUGACCAGCAACCUGGAACGAGUGAUGCCGCGGAAACUGUAUUUGGAAAAUUUAAGUCUCGCAUGUCUUCUCCAAAGGUUUCUUCAGCUUUCCAAAGGUUAAAGGAAGCAAAGGUUGUCGAUUUAGCAAAGAAGGGUUAUGACAUUGUUAAGGAUGAGUUAAGUGGUAAUCCGAGUAAGAGAAAACAUCUGGAGUAUACCCCACCUCCUUCAUCGACGGGUGAAAGAAGUACAAGAACUGAUAUUGUUGUUUUGCCAUCUAAGCAAUCCCCUUGGAGUAAGAAGUGGGAGGCGUUCAAAGAGAAAAUGCAAGGUCAUCCAUUAUUCAAGCGUGUUAGUGGGAUGAGUGAACCCGUUGUGACGAAGGGCCAAGAGAUUGCAGAAGAUAUGCGUGAAAGAUGGGAGACCAGUGAUAACCCCAUUGUUCACAAAAUUCAGGAUAUAAACGAGAGUAUCUUUCAAGAAACAGAUGCUGCAGCAUCAUACAAAGAAAUACGCCGACGAGAUCCGUCAUUUUCUUUGCCAGAGUUUGUAGCUGAAGUUCAAGAAGCAAUCAGACCAGUCCUGAAUGCUUAUAUAAAAGGAGAUGUUGAAACUUUGAAAAAGUAUUGUAGUCCUGAAGUUAUUGACAGGUGCAAAGCGGAGCAUAUUGCUUAUCAGAGCCAUGGUAUAUUUUUCGAUAACAAGAUUCUACAUAUAUCAGAUGUAGAAGUUAGAGAGACCAAAAUGAUGGGGACUUCCCCUAUUAUCAUAGUGGCGUUUCAAACGCAACAAAUAUAUUGUGUACGAAAUAGAGAUGGCAAAAUAACAGAAGGUGGAAAGGAUACAAUUCACACUGUGUAUUAUGCAUGGGCCAUGCAACAAGUGGAUGUAGAAGAACUUGGAGAGGGUGCUCUUUAUCCAAUAUGGAAGCUUAGAGAAAUGCAACAAAUUGGUAUACAGGCCCUCAUCUAAAAGCUCGAUUUUAUGCCGAUGUCCUCUUAUAAAUGGAUAUUGUAAGAUUUGACCCCUCGAUAAUAUUUUUUCUGAUGAUAUGAUCCUCCUCUCUGGGUUUUGUUAGUUUCUUUACCAGGGAGAUUUUAGCUGAUGAAAUGAAUUUUUUAUUUAUUAUUUUCAGCAAAUAAAAGGAAUUGUUACCAAAGCAUGUUCAUGUUCAUUUAUGUUUAAGAUCAGGUUUACCUGAAAUUGUGAAUUGCAGUUCAAUGUAUGAUGUUCCUCAUCAUUGAUGAAUCUUAGCACUUAUGAUUUAAAUUCAA
Messenger RNA from Gossypium raimondii (Peruvian cotton), 2026 nucleotides. Its product is annotated as mitochondrial import inner membrane translocase subunit TIM44-2. The record is from RefSeq and is a predicted model, not a curated record. The transcript is spliced from 14 exons. NCBI's taxonomy places the organism in Eukaryota, Viridiplantae, Streptophyta, Magnoliopsida, Malvales, Malvaceae. Gene Ontology annotation, biological process: protein import into mitochondrial matrix. Bases 294 to 1724 code for a protein of 476 amino acids. Gene Ontology annotation, cellular component: mitochondrial inner membrane. Gene Ontology annotation, molecular function: protein-folding chaperone binding.